Penicillium psychrosexuale is the source of this 1035-nucleotide messenger RNA. RefSeq names its product transcriptional regulator family TF. Gene Ontology annotation, molecular function: DNA binding. NCBI's taxonomy places the organism in Eukaryota, Fungi, Ascomycota, Eurotiomycetes, Eurotiales, Aspergillaceae. The transcript has a single exon. The coding region runs from base 1 to 1035 and encodes 344 amino acids. Gene Ontology annotation, biological process: aflatoxin biosynthetic process; regulation of DNA-templated transcription. The record is from RefSeq and is a predicted model, not a curated record. Gene Ontology annotation, cellular component: nucleus.
AUGUCUCCUCCAGUUCCUCUAGCUCCCCUAGCCCCUCUAGCACUUCCAGCCCUUUCGGCUCUCCCUACCCUUCCUGACCACCAACCAUUCUGGUCCAUGGGCCCGAAUCAUCACCAGCCUAACUAUAACUACAACUCUACUUGGUACCGGUCUCCACCAUUCCCAACGACCAAUUAUCCAACCCCGACCGAAUGGGAAAGGAGAACAUCAAAUAUCUUGCCUCCGAGCUUGACUCAUCAAUCACCGGAUGAGAACGCAGGAAUCCCGCAUUUGCCCAAUCCGGGAUAUACAUGGCCUAGCAUGGUCCGGCCGCGAGAGGUCCCAGAAGACGACCAACACGAACCUUGUAUCGCGGUAGCAUGUCAGACGCUCUCCUCGCUGUACGAAUUCGUUCAAUCCGACUGUUGGAAUGGACACGCAGGCAACGAUAACCAGUCUCGCAAUAUGCUCCAACCACCAACCCUGAGGGAAUCCCCCGCAAGUGAUGCUGUGUUUCGCACGACUCGAUCCGCCACGGAGACGGUUUCUCGAUUAUUGAAUUGCACCGGGAGAUCUUGCGCACGGGAUCCUUCCAAGCUCCUGCUUCUCGGGUCUAUUCUUUUGAAAGUCUUAACUUGGUAUGAAGCACUCUACCAAUCUGAGAUUGGCGGGCCGGCCACUCCAUCGUUGGAUAGUCGCGAAGAUGCACGCUUGCCGCCACAACCAUAUCAUUUGAAUGGCAAUACAGGUCUCUCGCGACCGUUUGAAAGUAUGAAAGAAUCGAUACUUGCUAUCCCAUUGACCACCCCGUUGGGUAUCGACGUGGUUAAUCUCUCCCACGCCACGGAGACGAAGAUGAAAGCCCAAGUACUGCUUUGGGAGGUGCAGAUCUUAUCUCACGUGUGCCAGGCUCUCGAGCAUCGAAUACAGGCUGCUGAGAGUAUACGCGGUGAGAAUAAUCUGUGCGGACAGGCGAAUACCUAUUUAUCACGGAAGGUGGGCGAGCUGCAGCGCGCAUUGACUGCCGUGUGUACGCCGGUACCGUCACUGGGAUAG